AUCAUGCCGAGCCCGCGCGCACGGAGCCCGAGGAGAGAUCUGAGCUUUGUCACGCAGUUUGUCAUUAAAAACAGUUUUCACUAAUGCUGCUGCGGAUGAACUUAAUUUCUGUCUCGGAUUUUCAUCAUGGGAAACUGUGAACUUUAAGGGAAGAGGUUUGGAUACGACCCACGCGUAAUUGCGCACAAGAAAGUGGCCCAUUAGCAGCUCCCCGUGCGCACUGAUCUCACCACUGGAUCCUCUGAUAUGGAUCAGUCUCAACAGUGUGUAGCCAUGUAUCUGCUGGUGCUCUCCCUCGGACUUCUGAUGGACAGGGGGAUUUGUCAGCACUAUUACCUUCUCCGGCCCAUCCCGAGUGACAGUCUGCCGCUUGUGGAAUUAAUAGAGGACCCGGACCCGGUCUUCGACCCCAAGGAGCGGGACCUUAACGAGACCGAGUUGAAGAGCCUCCUGGGAGACUUUGACAGCCGCUAUUUGUCCGUUUUGCCGCCGGUGGAGGACAAAUACACUGGGAACGACGAACUCGAUGACUUCGAGGUGCAAAAACCCGGUGGAGUACUGCCGAAAGAGAUCCGCGCGUUGGAUUUCGACGUGCAGUUCGGCAAGAAGCUCAAGCCCAGUAAGAAACUGAAGCGGCGGCUGCAGCAGUGGCUGUGGGCGUACUCGUUCUGCCCGGUCGUGUACACGUGGACCGACUUGGGGAACCGAUUCUGGCCGCGAUUCGUGCGCGUGGGCAGCUGCCUCAGCAAAAGGUCGUGUUCGGUUCCGGAGGGCAUGGUGUGUAAACCUGCGAACUCGACCCACCUGACGAUACUGAGAUGGAGAUGCGUGCAGAGGAAAGGGGGACUGAAAUGCGCCUGGAUACCGGUGCAGUACCCGAUCAUCACAGACUGCAAAUGCUCCUGCUCAAGUUAAAACAUUGACUCUAAAUAAUAAAUUAUAAGCUCAUUAUUUUUGUGAUUCUUUUUUCACGUGCACUACCGAGUGUAGGAAUGUAUUUUCUGUAUAUGCGGUGCCAUGCAGUUAUAUAUAGCUCCCUGUACAAAGUCAGUAUUAUUUGUAACCAGAGCCUACUUUAUUUGUGGAGAAUAUUGGUUAUAUAUUUUGUAUUUAUGGAGAUAUGGCGCAUAGAGCCACGUAAGAACUCCCUGUUUUCCAUAUUUGGGUGAAGCAGAUC
This is a messenger RNA of Plectropomus leopardus (leopard coralgrouper), 1177 nucleotides long. RefSeq names its product noggin. Gene Ontology annotation, biological process: negative regulation of cell differentiation; negative regulation of BMP signaling pathway; osteoblast differentiation. NCBI's taxonomy places the organism in Eukaryota, Metazoa, Chordata, Actinopteri, Perciformes, Serranidae. The record is from RefSeq and is a predicted model, not a curated record.